AGUCUCAAGAGCACACCCCGUCUGCACGGAUGCGUCCCGAUUGCUAAUCGAUCUAGCAUCCCCCGUCGCGACUGUUUCUCUUUUUCUCUCUUUAUCUCGCGAAGCAUCCGACUACCGAAUCCCGGUAGUCUCCAUCAAUCGUCCGAGGAUCCCUCGCGAGACGUCGGAUUUUACUCGAGUCUCUUGAUCACCUUCACCUGAGAUCUUCGUCGAGAUCCGCUCGAGAAAACCUGCUCGACCACGUAAUCAUCGAAGAACGUGUACAAUAAUUUCCAACGUUCUCUCGUCCAAGAUGGAACGAGAGGACGAGGAUUUUGGCGAGGGCUACAUCGCGGAGUCGCAUCCUCUGAGGCCUACGCAUCUCACGGUACCGCUCGGCGGACGUUCCGAUUCUCGUGCACCCAGUAUCAGCAGUAGCGUCAGCGAUCUCGAUGUUCCGAUAUACACCAGGGAAACCACUAUACCGCUCUCAGCGAGAAAGGGUCUCAAUGGCCGAUUAGCUUUCGCUAUCGCGGCAGCCGCUCUCGGCUCAUCGUUCCAGCAUGGAUACAAUACUGGUGUGGUUAACGCGCCUCAACAGCUUAUCGAGGAUUGGAUCAGCCAGUUGAAGAUGAAUCGCACGGGUGUGCCGCCAACUCAGUCAGAAGUGACAUUAAUAUGGUCAGUGGCGGUAUCGAUAUUCUGCGUCGGCGGGAUGAUCGGGGGUUCCCUGGUAGGCUGGGUGGCGGAUCGCUUCGGUAGAAAGGGCGGUCUGCUGCUGAACAACAUUCUAGUACUGCUCACCGUGAUCUUCGAGGGUAGCGCCAAAGCGGCGAACAGCUAUGAGAUGAUAAUCUUUGGUAGAUUCCUGAUUGGUAUAAAUUCCGGACUGAACGCCGGUCUAGCGCCAAUGUAUUUGGCCGAGAUCUCGCCCGUGCAUUUACGCGGCGCCGUAGGCACGGUCUACCAGUUGGUCAUCACCAUUUCGAUCCUAGUAUCGCAGAUUCUCGGCCUGGAACAAGUUCUCGGCACCACCGAUCAAUGGCCCUUACUGCUAUGCUUGACGAUAGUGCCAGCAAUUUUCCAAAUGUGCACGCUACCGCUUUGUCCUGAGAGCCCCAAGUACCUAUUACUCAGUCGUGGCAAGGACAUGGACGCGCAAAAAGCGCUGUCCUGGCUACGCGGAACAAUCGAGGUUCAUGACGAGAUGGAGGAGAUGCGUACAGAAUACGAGUCUAUGAAACUGAUACCGAAAGUUACCGUGCGCGAACUGUUUGUGAAUCCGGCGCUCCGCAUUCCGCUUUUCAUCUCCAUUAUGAUUAUGUUUGCUCAACAACUAUCUGGCAUCAAUGCUGUCAUGUUUUUCUCAACCAAAAUCUUCACGAUGGCACAGCUGGGCAAGACUGCCGCGCAGAACGCUACCAUGGGAGUCGGCGCGAUGAAUGUCUUCAUGACUAUCAUUUCUCUAGUGUUGGUAGAGAAGGCGGGUAGAAAAACAUUGCUCCUGGUCGGAUUCGCUGGCAUGUUUUUGGACACUGCCCUGCUCGCCAUUUGUCUCGAAUUUGCUAGCACAUCGCACACAGCAGCAUACUUCUCGAUCGUACUCGUCAUCAUGUUUGUUGUCUUGUUCGCAACUGGACCGGGAAGCAUUCCGUGGUUCUUGGUAUCCGAGUUGUUCAAUCAAUCUGCCCGUCCAUCCGCCACUUCCAUUGCCAUUGCCGUGAACUGGACCGCGAACUUCAUCGUCAGUAUCGGCUUCUUACCGCUGCAGGAGGCAUUAGGCGCUUACGUGUUCAUCAUCUUUGCUGUGCUACAAUUGUUCUUCACACUCUUUAUAUACAAGAAAGUGCCGGAGACGAAAAACAAGACCAUGGAAGAAAUCAGCAGCAUGUUUAGGCAAAUAUCGUAUCAAUGAAGAGAAUCAUAAAAGAAAAUGAGAAAAAAAUGGUUUCUGAAAGAACGAAAUCUGUAUUGGCAUGAAAUCUGAACGACGAGUGCAUUCUCUGUCUCCAUCGAGGAACUCAGCGGCUCGGCGAAAG
Camponotus floridanus (Florida carpenter ant) is the source of this 2018-nucleotide messenger RNA. RefSeq names its product solute carrier family 2, facilitated glucose transporter member 1. Gene Ontology annotation, biological process: monosaccharide transmembrane transport. NCBI's taxonomy places the organism in Eukaryota, Metazoa, Arthropoda, Insecta, Hymenoptera, Formicidae. The transcript is spliced from 7 exons. The record is from RefSeq and is a predicted model, not a curated record. Gene Ontology annotation, molecular function: hexose transmembrane transporter activity. Gene Ontology annotation, cellular component: membrane. Bases 293 to 1894 code for a protein of 533 amino acids.